Molecule: messenger RNA, 1068 nt
Organism: Plasmopara halstedii
Lineage: Eukaryota; Oomycota; Peronosporomycetes; Peronosporales; Peronosporaceae
Exons: 1
Coding region: 247-432 (61 amino acids)
Source: RefSeq, a predicted model, not a curated record
CAAAGCUGGAAUGUACUGGGUCUGGUAUCGUGACGGACUACUGUGAUCAAAUACCGCUAAAAUUGAACACUAAUCGAUUGUGUGCUAGUAAGGCCAAAGGGAACUUUUUAUUUUCUUUAAGUUAAAGCAAAUGGCGAUGUGUGCUUAACAAUCGCUAUUUAGCUCUUACUCGUAUGAACCAACAAGACGCUGAGCGAAUUUUGAUUGCGAGGGAACGUUUGUGUAUCUGAACUAACUCCGAAUUAAAUGGGCAAUCCGGUCUUGAUUGCUUUGGGAGCCUUGAACACAUCGAUUCGAUUGUGUAGGCGUUCAGCAGACAAUCAUCAUCUUCCAUGGACACGCGAUGCGAUUUUUGGGGGCUUUAUCAGAUUGACAAGCUUAAAAAAAUUGAUCACGCGAGCAUUAUAUGGCAAGAAUCAUUGGAAUGCAUAAAGAUUAAAAAGCAACACUCACUCCGAUGUCUCCGGUGGUGUACGGUUUCACUUUGGUAUGAUUACCCUGGCAUCAUUGACGAUUAAUACUCGAUACACUAUUUGCCAUUGUUUCUUCGGGUAUGCAGCUGAGUCGUGCGGCCAAGCCUUGCUUUAAGUUCGAGAGAUGGUCGGUAGCUGUUAGCAGCAGAUAGUUCAAUAUAUCGAAGGCAAGGUUUAAGCCCGCCUUGACGUCAAUGUCGCGGUUUGAGAUCCGCAUUUAGCAUAAUUAUGAAUUUAGCAACUCUCCAAUCGGGCGUCUGUUUUAUUUGGCUAUGACUUCAAAAGCCGUAAAUGGGUGAUGCUAAACUGUUGCCACUUUAUCCUCAGCAAUAUCACCGGACUACAGCAGCAAUAACAGAGGUGAAUUCUUUGAAGUGUCUCCGACUGAUGUGGCUGCUGCUGGUCCAUCUAGAGGCAGUGACCACAGCGAGAAGUCGUAAGCAACACACAGUGGAAGCUUUUACUUGAUAACUCAUUGACAGUAUACGAACAGAUGAUGAACUAACCAGUCAUUUCUAGAUCGCUAAAGCAAGAGUCUCACAAUCCUAUUGUACUUGGUCAAAUUAAGGAAUUAUUUGUAAUUUCAACUAGCUCG